Molecule: messenger RNA, 396 nt
Organism: Colletotrichum tamarilloi
Lineage: Eukaryota; Fungi; Ascomycota; Sordariomycetes; Glomerellales; Glomerellaceae
Exons: 2
Coding region: 1-396 (131 amino acids)
Source: RefSeq, a predicted model, not a curated record
AUGGCUAUGGUCGUGGACGUCGUCAACAACAAGGCAGGCAUCACGGGUUCUGGAGACGUGCCAGUGGCCAAGACUUUCGCAUCGAAUCUAGCCAAGUUCGUCGCCGCAGCCCUGACUCUACCAAAGUGGGAGCGGGAGACGUAUCUUAUCGGCUACAAGUUGACGUGGAACCAGCUCAUCGAGCUCGCUGAAGCCGUCAAAGGUGCCAAGUUUGACGUUUCCCAAACGUUGAAAGCUGACGAGCAGCUACAGCCUAUGUUUGCCAUCUUAGGUCUCGUGUUCGAACGUGGUGUAUUUGACUUAAAGGUUGAGACCUCCAUCACGCAAGACUUUCCUGAUCUCAAAUUGAGGUCUAUAAAGGAGCUGCUGGAAGAGGCUCACAAGCUCAAAAUUUAA